UUGUGAUACGUCUGUUUAGCUUGGUCUUUAGCUGAGAAAUAUCCGAGAGAGAAUAUUUGUACAUAAAUCGUUCUAUAUUUUCCAUUGAUAUAUCAUGAAUACGCCGAUAGUUAAAUUAUCGGACAAAGAUUUGGAAUCGGUUUAUGAACCAUCGGAAGAUUCCUUCCUCCUGAUAGAUGCCUUAGAAGCUGAUUUAGAGGUCUUAAAAGCUGCAAAACCUGUGAUGUGUUUAGAGAUAGGCAGUGGAUCUGGUAUUGUUAUCACAGCAUUGGCAAUGGCAUUAAAAACGCACUGUCAACCGUAUCAUUUAGCCAUCGAUAUCAAUGUCGACGCGUGUAGAAUUACGAGGGAAACUGCUGUGCAAAAUUUGGUAGAGAUAGAUACCGUGCAAAUGGAUUUAUUAACGUGCAUACGUAACAAUUGCGUUUUCGAUGUCAUAGUAUUCAAUCCACCAUACGUGGUAACCAGUGACGAUGAAAUUUCUAACGGACAGGUUUUAUCGAAAUCUUGGGCAGGUGGUACAAAUGGUAGAAAAGUUAUGGGUCGAGUGUUUCCUAAAAUUCCUCAUAUUCUAUCGGAUACGGGAACAUUUUACCUUUUGGUUAUCAAAGAAAAUGAUCCCGAACACAUUUUGCGUAUGUUUAUAGACUUGAAUAUGAUAGGCAAUAUAAUAGCGGAAAGGAAAAUCAGGGGAGAACAUUUGUAUAUACUGCGUUUUAAAAGAAUAAAGUAA
Eufriesea mexicana is the source of this 733-nucleotide messenger RNA. RefSeq names its product HemK methyltransferase 2 (gene HemK2). Gene Ontology annotation, molecular function: nucleic acid binding; protein methyltransferase activity; S-adenosylmethionine-dependent methyltransferase activity. The transcript has a single exon. The record is from RefSeq and is a predicted model, not a curated record. Lineage: Eukaryota; Metazoa; Arthropoda; Insecta; Hymenoptera; Apidae. Gene Ontology annotation, biological process: methylation. Gene Ontology annotation, cellular component: eRF1 methyltransferase complex. The coding region runs from base 95 to 733 and encodes 212 amino acids.